AUGACAGGAGUAAUGGAAUUUUUAAAAUGUCUCUUUUCAAUUGCCUUAAUCUUAUCAAUUACAGAAGCCAAUGCCGGAAACUUCCAUUUCAGGGAGGCGCCGAAGUUCUACAAUUCUCCUAAAUGCCCUUCUGUUCACUAUACCACCACUCCCGCCGCUUCUUCCGCCAAGAUUUGCUCGGACAAUGCAGUGCAUGUAGCAAUGACUCUAGACGCAUCUUACCUCCGGGGAUCCAUGGCUGCCAUUCUUUCAGUCCUUCAACACUCGUCUUGCCCGGAAAAUAUGAUCUUCCACUUUGUGGCUUCCGCCGCCGCCGACACCUCACAUCUCAACCUCACAAUUGCAAACUCAUUUCCGUACCUUCAGUUCAACAUCUAUCCUUUUGAUGAUUCGCCGGUGGCGGGGUUGAUAUCAACUUCGAUUCGCGCUGCACUAGAUUGUCCACUCAACUAUGCGCGUAACUACCUCGCUGAUCUGCUCCCAAAAUGCGUUCAAAAGGUUGUUUACCUAGAUUCCGACCUCGUACUCGUCGAUGAUAUUUCUAACCUUGCUGCAACUCCUCUAGGCAAUGAAGCAGUUUUAGCAGCACCGGAAUACUGCAACGCAAACUUCACCUCCUAUUUCACGCCGACAUUCUGGUCCAACCCUUCUCUUUCCUUAACUUUUGCGAAUCGAAAACCUUGUUAUUUCAACACUGGAGUUAUGGUCGUUGAUCUUGAGAGAUGGAGAGCCGGAGAUUAUACAACCAAAAUUGUGGAAUGGAUGGAGCUGCAGAAGAGAGUGAGGAUUUAUGAACUUGGUUCUUUGCCCCCUUUCUUGCUUGUUUUCGCCGGAAAUAUAGCUCCGGUAGAUCACCAGUGGAAUCAACAUGGCCUCGGCGCCUCUUGCAUUGGAGUGGAAAGGGUAAACCGUGGGUUCGACUCGAUGCUUACCGACCUUGCCCUUUGGAUGCUUUGUGGGCACCUUAUGAUCUAUUACAAACGCCAUAUAUUAUUGAUUCUUGAGAAUUUUUGUAAUUAG
Molecule: messenger RNA, 1020 nt
Organism: Fraxinus pennsylvanica
Lineage: Eukaryota; Viridiplantae; Streptophyta; Magnoliopsida; Lamiales; Oleaceae
Source: the annotation of a GenBank genome assembly